Molecule: messenger RNA, 6726 nt
Organism: Labeo rohita (rohu)
Lineage: Eukaryota; Metazoa; Chordata; Actinopteri; Cypriniformes; Cyprinidae
Gene: plcg1
Product: phospholipase C, gamma 1
Exons: 33
Coding region: 322-4245 (1307 amino acids)
Biological process (GO): phospholipid catabolic process; positive regulation of epithelial cell migration; phosphatidylinositol-mediated signaling
Molecular function (GO): phosphatidylinositol-4,5-bisphosphate phospholipase C activity; protein binding
Source: RefSeq, a predicted model, not a curated record
UUAAGAGGCCGUGUGCUGCGCUGUGCUGUGCUGUAGGGAUCGGCUGAUGGGGGAAGGGCUCUCACACAUCAACUCAUGGCGGAGAGCAGAUCUCACACUCGGCUCGAUCACACCGCCGCGGCCGCCGCUCAGAUCCGCCAAACCCGCGUCUGAUCAUGAGCACAGGACGACAUGAGCGCUGCUGAGAUUGCGGACAGACUGGAUGUUGUGUUUCUGCUUUUACUGAGUCCCAGAGAGCCAGCUGCAUCCAUACACGGUGUCCUCGUCAGGCCCGGGAGGCUGUGAAUUAUUCGGAAAGGAACUGAAGAACAAACAGGGGAAAUGGCUGCGACCGCGGGUUUCUCCUCCAAUGGACCUGUACCCUGGACGCUGAGCGACACCGAGGUGAACAAUCUCUACCGGGAUCUGGAGUUGGGCACCGUAUUGACGCUCUUUUACUCCAAAAAGUCUCAAAGGCCGGAGAGAAGGACGUUUCAAGUCAAACUCGAGACCAGGCAGAUUAUCUGGACCAGGGGAACGGAUAAAAUCGAGGGCGAGAUUGAUAUUCGGGAGAUUAAGGAGAUUCGGAUGGGCCAGAAGUCACGAGACUUCGAGCGAUAUGUGGAGGACUCGACCGCCCGGCCGGACCAGGCCCACUGCUUCGUCAUCCUCUACGGGACCGAGUUUCGGCUCAAAGCGCUCAGUCUGGCAGCGACCUCAGACGAGGAGAUGGUCAUGUGGGUGAAGGGUUUGACCUGGCUGGUGUCCGAUACGUUACGCUCCCCCACUCCCCUGCAGAUAGAAAGAUGGCUGAGAAAACAGUUUUACGCAGUGGAUCGCAACAGGGAAGACAGAAUUUCCUGUAAGGAUCUGAAAAGUAUGCUGUGCCAAGUCAACUACAGAGUUCCCAAUAUGAGGUUCUUACGAGAGAAACUUCCGGAUGGAGAGCUGAGGAACGGAGAUGUAUCGUAUAGUCAUUUUGCGCAGUUGUACCGCAGCCUGAUGUUUGACGCACAGAAAUCAAUGGAGAUUCCACUGCUGCAAAGGCUUAUUGAGAGACCUGAGCAGAAGAUCUCGCUGGAGGACUUCCAGAACUUCCUGAUUGAACAUCAGAAGGAGCUCUGGGCUGCAGACAACAACAAGGUGCAGGAGUUCAUGUUCCACUACCUGAAGGAUCCUCUACGAGAGAUCGAGCAGCCAUACUUUCAACAAGAUGAGUUCCUCACGUAUCUGUUCUCUAAAGAGAACACUAUCUGGGACUCGCAGCUCGAUCAGGUGAGGCCAGAGGACAUGAACAACCCUCUGUCCCACUACUGGAUCUCCUCGUCCCACAACACCUAUCUGACGGGAGACCAGUUUUCCAGUGAGUCGUCUCUGGAGGCGUACGCGCGCUGUCUGCGGAUGGGCUGCAGAUGCAUUGAGUUGGACUGCUGGGACGGUCCUGAUGGGAUGCCUGUUAUCUACCACGGUCACACCCUCACCACCAAGAUCAAAUUCAGCGAUGUGCUUUACACCAUCAAAGAACAUGCCUUUGUUACGUCUGACUAUCCCAUCAUCCUCUCCAUCGAGGACCACUGCAGUAUUGUCCAGCAGAGAAACAUGGCCACCUUCUUUAAGAAAGUCUUUGGAGAGAUGCUCUUGACCAAAGCGGUGGACAUCUCGGCCGACGGUCUCCCCUCACCCAAUCAGCUCAAGAGGAAGAUCCUGAUCAAGCACAAGAAAUUAGCUGAGGGAAGUGCAUACGAAGAGGUCUCGUCUUCAACGCCCUACUCUGAGAACGACAUCAGUAACUCCAUCAAGAACGGCAUUCUGUACCUCGAGGAUCCCAUCAACCAUGAGUGGUAUCCUCACUUCUUUGUUCUGACCAGCAAUAAGAUCUACUACUCUGAAGAGACGUCAAGUAAUCAAGGGAACGAGGAUGAGGAGGAGCACAGAGAGGUCUGUAACGGCAUGGACCAGCAUGUGACGGAGAAGUGGUUUCACGGUAAGCUGGGAGCGGGACGUGACGGGCGUCAGAUCGCGGAGCGUCUGCUGUCGGAGUACUGUCUGGAGACGGGAGCGCCGGACGGCUCGUUCCUGGUGCGGGAGAGCGAGACGUUUGUGGGAGACUACACGCUCUCCUUCUGGCGAUCCGGUCGGGUUCAGCACUGCAGGAUUCACUCUCGACAGGAGGCCGGCAGCCCCAAGUUCUACCUGACGGAUAACCUGGUGUUUGACACCCUGUUUGCGCUCAUCACACAUUACCAGCAGGUGCCUCUGCGCUGCAACGAGUUUGAGAUGAAGCUGACGGAGCCAGUGCCACAAACCAACGCUCACGAGAGCAAAGAGUGGUACCACGCGUGUCUGUCCCGCAGUCAGGCUGAAAACAUGUUGAUGAGAGUCCCGCGUGACGGGGCUUUCCUCGUUAGGAAGAGAACAGAAUUCAACUCUUUCGCCAUUUCCUUCCGGGCGGAGGGCAAGAUAAAGCACUGCCGCGUGCAGCAGGAGGGACAGACGGUGGUUUUGGGCACUUCUGAGUUUGACAGUUUAGUAGAUUUAAUCAGUUACUAUGAGAAACAUCCACUGUACCGUAAGAUGAAGCUACGCUACCCCAUCAAUGAGGAAACACUGGAGAAGAUCGGCACUGCUGAGCCUGAUUAUGGGUCUCUGUAUGAGGGCCGUAACCCCGGAUUCUAUGUGGAAGCCAAUCAGAUGCCCACAUUUAAGUGCACAGUACGAGCCAUGUAUGAAUACAAAGCCCAGCGCGACGAUGAGCUUUCCUUCAGUAAGAACGCCAUCAUUCAGAAUGUGGACAAACAGGAAGGAGGCUGGUGGAAGGGAGACUACGGCGGUAAAAAGCAACUGUGGUUCCCUGCGAAUUACGUGGAGGAAAUCAGCCCGACGGCCGUGGAGCCCGACCGAUCUCAGGCCACAGAGAACAGUCCUCUGGGAGAUCUCCUGAGAGGAAGUGUGGACGUGUCUUCCUGUCAGAUCGUGGUCAGACAAGAAGGGAAGGGCAGCAGACAGUUCGUCUUCUCUCUGGUGCCUGUCGCUUCACCCCGCACCGGCCCAGUGCUGGACAUCGCAGCCAAUUCGCAGGACGAGCUGAAGGACUGGGUGAUGAAGAUACGGGAGGUCACCAUGACCUCUGAAGCUAAGCUUGAGGAGGGUAAAAUGAUGGAAAGAAGAAAGAAGAUCGCUUUAGAGCUGUCAGACCUCGUCAUCUACUGCCGACCGGUUCCUUUUGAUGAAGACAAAAUCGGGACGGAGCGGGCCUGUUUCCGGGACAUGUCCUCGUUUCCCGAGACCAAAGCGGAGAAGUACGUGAACCGUAUCAAAGGAAAGAAGUUCUUGCAGUACAACCGGCUACAGCUGUCGCGGAUCUACCCGCGCGGUCAGCGCCUGGACUCGUCCAACUACGACCCGUUACCCAUGUGGCUGUGCGGCAGUCAGCUGGUGGCUCUUAACUUCCAGACCGCAGAUAAGCCCAUGCAGAUGAAUCAGGCUCUCUUCAUGCUGAACGGCAGGAGCGGUUACGUACUGCAGCCGUCGAUCAUGAGAGACGACAGCUUUGACCCGUUCGACCGGCACUCUCUGAGAGGAGUGGAGCCCAUCACGCUCUGCAUAGAGGUUUUGGGAGCGCGCCACCUGCCCAAACACGGUCGAGGUAUCGUUUGCCCUCUCAUUGAGAUCGAAGUUUGUGGAGCAGAAUAUGACAACGCCAAGCUGAGGACAGACUCUGAAGCGGACAAUGGUCUGAACCCCACCUGGCCCAGGAAACCCUUCCGAUUCACCGUGUGCAAUCCUUCCUUUGCCUUCCUCCGCUUCGUGGUCUAUGAAAUCGACAUGUUCAACGACCAGAACUUUCUCGCCCAGGCAACGUUCCCCAUCAACUGCCUCAAAACAGGCUACCGGUCGGUCCCGCUGAAGAACAGCUACAGUGAGGAUCUGGAGUUGGCGUCUCUGCUGGUGCACAUGGACAUCAUCAGAGGAAGGCAUGAGAACGGCGAGAUGUUGAGUCCGUUCUCGGCGGCGGGGGCGGUGGCCAUGGCCAUGCAGGUGGGCCGGGAGCGUAUGGGGGACACCAGCUCCGUUUCCUCCACGGCCUCCAUGUCACCCCUGCCCUCGUCUCCGGGUCAGGCGCUGGGAUAUCGCGGUCGGGAGGGCUCGUUCGAGGCCCGGUACCAGUCCCCGCUGGAUGACUUCAGAGUGUCACAGGAGGCGCUGUUGGACCACGAGAGUAGGAGGCUUCGCAGGGCCCGCGUCAGCGCCGACAACCGUGCGUAAACCGAGCGGCUGAGCGUGCGACAGAUGGACGGAGCGGACGCAAGGCCAGCGACAAGGUUCCUACAGAGCUGAUGAUGUCAAGGACUGCCGUGAAACCCGUUUCUGUGGAAAUCGUCAUCGCCAGCGUUUUCGGACAGAUCUCCCUCUCUCUGCGACUCUCUCCCGCUCAGGGCCGCGCGAGUGGCAGAGGGACUCGCGGGGCGCGAACGGAGCUUUGGCUCACGGACAGAAACGAACAAUUAUCUGCUUAGCUACAAUCUGAACCUGCGGCGGACGGGACGGGGUGUUCUGAUGCAGCGCGAGACUCAAGGACAGCGUCUGGGUGGACGACGAGGCCGAUGUUUCAAAAUUGAGCGGGGGCUGUAUCAUUCAUCACUUUGAAACCGAUUCCAGGUUAACAUUUAUGGAGUAAUAAUACUUUUUCUUUACUCUGUCUCUCUGGCUUAUAUAUAAAUAUAUAAAUGUGUGUGUGCGUGUGUGUGUGUGCGCGCCCCAUUUUGCUGUCGGUUAGAAAAGCGUCGCAGCUGAUCUGCUCUCAAAGAGCCUCUCACUCCAGAUUUUUAUUUCAUUUCAGAUUGAUUAUUUUUAUUAUUUAAACAUCUGUUUCAUAAUGUUAUUGUUUUGUUUUUUUCUAUACGAGUAUGUUUUUAACAUGAGGGCUUGGCCUUUUUAAUUGCGUUUCUCGCAUUCUUACGCUUUCUCUUCCGUGUCCGAGUCGAUGGACUAAAGUGUUUGACACGUCCCAGGAUGUCCAUGUAUUUUUUUUAAACCAGCAGGUGGCAGUACGAGAGAUCUCAUUGAAGUAGUCGCUGUGUGAGAUUCAGGAAGACAUCCUUCGACAUUUAACUCGAGAACAACCUUUAUUUCGUUUUAAAAUAAAGUUAUGACGUUAUCAAGUGACCAGAGAGCAAUAUCACUCUCCUUGUUUUACGUUUUGCCAGUCUGCACAGGUGGACUUUAAUUCACAAACAGCUCAGGUGGGAUUUUAAGGUUGUGGGAGCAUUGGAAAUGUUGUGUGUUUAGUUUUCAGACAGAACUUGGACCAUCUCAUUUCAAAGCAUUUUAUCCUUCGAUUUAUCGUUUACUGUUCCUCCACAUUUUAGCAACUGAAAAGUCUCGUUCCUGAAGGGUUUUUAUUAUGCAUUGUCUUAUCAGAUUAAUAGGGAGGACAUUUUAUGUAUAAUUUAGUAGCGUGUUAACCAUGAUGUACGUUUAAAGAAAGCCAAAGGUAGACUGUGCAGGAGGUUUAUGUAAGAAAUUGGGACCAAAUAAGUCUGUCUCAGUUUAUUGGGUUAGUAGAACACCCUAAGCGUUGAAUUAUUCUCAAGAAAUCUUUCUUCCGUGGCAUUUUGGUCAGUCUUCCUAUAGAUGUUUUGAGGACCUUGUGCCAAGCAGUCAUUUAGUUUUGUGUUAUGCCAUAGUAUUGCCCUAAUAAUUGAUAAACAGGCUAAGACUGCUAAACCUCAGUAUUUACAGCUGAUGUACAGUACAAACAAGGCCAUAUUUAUUGUAGCUCUGACAAGUUUCAUGCAGUUUUUUUGUUUAGCCAGUAGGGGGUUAAGAUGUUACUGAUCUGCACACAUAGACAUGCCAUGUAGUUCUGAGAAAUAUUAGUGUCUAACAGCCAUAUACGGAAGCCAUCGUCGCAUUAUUUUUCCAUCACCUGGCUCUCCGUUUGACCAUGAGAUCCAGGUGCAUUUUUCUGGAGAGCUUGUUUGCCUUUUCCCCCCUCUUUUUUGCCUUGUGGCUGCUAUGUUAUGGCAGUAUUGUCACCGUAUUUAUUUGGUUCUGUGCAUGACAGCUCAGAGUCUGAAAGAUGCUCCUGAUUUUACUCCUCAAUUUAUAUUGUUACAUUGUUGUAUGUUCCCCUAAUUGGGCAUCUACAGAAAUGCUAAUUUAACAUGGAGGGAUGUGCAAUUCAAGCAACUGGCUUGCGCCUUUGGAUGCAUGCAUAAAUUCUGUCAUUCCUUUUUAUUUUCUUCCUGUCUUUCGCAAUGAUUACUGUACAGCAAUUUGCAUUACGCAAUCUGGAAAUAUUACAGAAAGACACAGGGACCAUAAUCACUUCCUGAGCUUUGAGAGGAAAAGACGAGGCCAAACUCCUUCAGAAGGGAAUUCGCUCAAGUUCCCUUACAUGUAUUCCUAAUUAGCCAACAUUCCCUCGAUUUGUUUUCAGUGUUACUCCCUUUCCUUGUACUUCUGUCUCCAGUCUGUAAAUGAGUUUCUGCUGUUUUCUUGCAUCAUCUUUCAUGUGCCUUGGUGUAUGUAUACAUAUAUACAUCAACGAAAGAUUCCCUGUUGGACAUGUAUGCCUUUUUCUAUGCUUUCUUGCAUCAGCGUUUUGUUACCAAUGUUCUUAUUUACAAACCAAGCCUUUUCUGUAAUGUGCCUAUGCUAUAUUGGAGGAAGUAUACGUUUUAAUUUUGCUUUUCAUAUGAAACAUAAUCAAGCCUGAGAAUAAAGUACUUAUUCAACAAUGAA